AUGGACACGCUUCACGCGAGAGCUGAUUGGGAGAGUGUCGGGGACAGAUGGUUCCGCAAGACACAGCAGUAUACAGCUGUGUUUGACCAAGAUCUCGACUUGGAUAAUUAUAUUGUCGCCGGAGCUCCAUAUGCAGGAGCAUUAGCAUUAUGGCGCGACGACACAAAGCUUGUGGCGUAUCAACCUGGGCGGUCAGCGAAACCAGCAAUCGAUAUUUACAGUCUUGCUGGAAAGAAGCUGCGCAGUAUCCCUUGGGAUAAAGGAAGCAUCAAGGGACUUGGUUGGUCCGAGAAUGAGACUUUGUUAGUCGUUACUGCUGACGGUAUUGUCCGUUGUUAUGAUCUGCAAGGAGACUUUACACAGUUCUCUCUCGGACAUGGUGCCGACAACUAUAGUGUUGAGUCGUGCCGUUUCUAUGACCAUGGUAUGGUAGCACUUUUGGGAAACAACACUCUUAUCACAGUUUCUUCCUAUACCGAGCCUCGACCCAAGGCGCUUGCGCAGACACCGGAAGCCGAAAUCCACGCAUGGUCAAUCAUUUCACCAAAUCAUACACUCUCGAGGUCUGUCGAGGUGUUAUUGAGUGUCGACAAGACGGUCUACGUCGUUGAUGCUACAGACUGUGAAGAUCGUUUCCUUGAUAUUGGACCCUUUAGUCACAUCAGUGUUUCUCCGGAUGGACGCUAUGUGAAUCUUUAUGCUAAGAACGGGAAAGCUCAUGUCAUUUCAAGUGAUUUCCAGGAGCGGCUGUUCGAACACGACUCAAACUCGCAGACACCGCCUUUAUACGUCGAGUGGUGUGGCUCUGAUGCGUUGAUUGCUUGGGAGGAUGAAGUGCACAUUAUUGGACCUGGCGAGACUUCCUCCUCAUAUAUCUAUGACAGCACGCGAGUGCAUGUAGUUUCUGAGCAUGAUGGUGCUCGCUUAAUCACGAAUGACUUCUGCGAGUUCUUGGAAAGAGUGCCACGAGACACUCUUGAAGUCUUUGGUCAAUCUUCAGAUUCAUCCCCAGCCUCGAUUUUGCUCGAUGCUGUAGGCCAACUGGAGCUUCAGUCCCCCAAAGCUGAUGAUUAUAUUCAACUAAUACGACCUAACCUUACGGGAGCCGUGGACACCUGUGUCAAUGCGGCUGGACGCGAAUACGAUACGCACUGGCAGAAACGUCUGCUAAAGGCUGCCUCAUUCGGAAAGUCUGUGCUUGAUAUCUACAACAGCGACGACUUUGUUGACAUGUGCGAGACUUUGCGUGUACUAAACGCUGUUCGAUAUUACGAAAUUGGAAUGCCUCUGUCAUUUGAGCAGUAUCACCGCCUGACGCCAGAGUCUCUUAUCCGACGACUCCUAAACCGACACGAGUACCUUCUCGCCUUGAAGAUCACAGGUUAUCUUAAGCUACCUACAGACAGAAUUUAUGUUCACUGGGCAUCGAGCAAGGUUCGUGUGGGAGGCGAGGAUGAUGACACCAUCUGCCGGUUGAUCGUGGAGAGACUGUCUGGCAAACCUGGAAUAUCCUUCGAAGAGAUUGCGCGUGCAGCAUACCAAGAAGGACGAGGACGACUUGCCACGGAACUUCUUAACCAUGAGCCUCGUGGUGGUAGACAAGUUCCACUCCUUCUAAGCAUGGAGGAGGAUGAGCUUGCUCUUGACAAAGCCAUCGAGAGUGGUGAUACAGAUCUCAUACUCACGGUUUUGCUACAGCUCAGGAAAAAGCUUCCUCUUGCUGCAUUCUUCAGGGUGAUCAAUGCACGACCUACGGCAACAGCUCUCGUGGAGGCAUUGGCAAUGGAGGAGGGUGAUAACACACUGCUCAAAGAUCUCUACUACCAAGACGACCGACGAACAGAUGGCGCCAAUGUCUUUAUUCGAGAAUCACUCAAGCAGCCUGACGCUCGUACAACGUCCGACAAAUUGGCUCUGGCAGCAAAACUGCUGGCUGAUUCGAAGGAGUCAUCGUUCGAGGUUCACGCUUUGAAGGAAGCCACUACUCUGCUACGUAUGCAGGAAGCCUUUGAUCGGGACCUGACGGAUACCUUUACGGGGCUAAGCGUGCACGAAACCAUGUUUAAGCUUAUUCGACUAGGAUACCAGGGACGGGCCAAGAAGAUCCAGAGCGAGUUCAAGGUCCCUGAGAAAGUGGCGUGGUGGAUUCGAUUACGAGCACUAGUAGCUAAACGAGACUGGAGCGAGAUCGAGGAGAUCUCCAAGACGAGGAGGAGCCCCAUUGGCUGGGAACCCUUCUUUAACCUCACUCUCCAAGCUGGUAACCCAAGGGUAGCUUCUGUUUUCAUCCCCAAAUGCACAGGAGUGGAAACUGGAGAGACGAUCACCAUGUACGAGAAGUGUGGUAUGCGUGUUAAGGCAGCGCAAGAAGCUGUGAGACUCAAGGAUAGCGAAUCGUGGGAGAGGAUUCUGGAGGAAGCAGGAAGGACGACACAGGAAGGAAGAGAGAUCGAGCGGCUGGGUCAGUCGGCUUUCAAGAAGUAG
Messenger RNA from Fusarium coffeatum, 2484 nucleotides. RefSeq lists its product as uncharacterized. NCBI's taxonomy places the organism in Eukaryota, Fungi, Ascomycota, Sordariomycetes, Hypocreales, Nectriaceae. The transcript has 6 exons. The record is from RefSeq and is a predicted model, not a curated record. Bases 1 to 2484 code for a protein of 827 amino acids. Gene Ontology annotation, cellular component: HOPS complex; lysosomal membrane; cytoplasm. Gene Ontology annotation, biological process: endosomal transport; vacuole fusion, non-autophagic; intracellular protein transport. Gene Ontology annotation, molecular function: actin binding.